ACGAGCGGGCCUGGGGCGGGGCGCUGCCCUGAUGACGUCAGCGCGGCGCCGUCGCGGCAGUGACGCUCCGAGCUGGCCGGGCCGGGCCGGAACAGGGGCAGCGGCGGCGGCGGCGGGCCUGGCCCCGGGAUGGCGAUGUUCCGCAGCCUGGUGGCUUCGGCUCAGCAGCGGCAGCCGCCGGGCGGGCCGGCCGGCGGUGACAGCGGCCUGGAGGCGCAGUACAGCUGCCCGAUCUGCCUGGAGGUGUACCACCGGCCUGUGGCCAUCGGCAGCUGCGGCCACACGCAGCAUGGGCACCUGCCCACACCAGGACAGCACGGCCAACUUGCGGAGAAGGGCACCGGGCCUUACUUUCUCAUGCCACUUGUGACAUUUUGUCGGAGGCAGCCUCUGGACAGGACUCCUUUCUUGUUCUGCGGGGAGUGCCUCCAGCCGUGCCUGCAGGUCCCGUCCCCACUGUGCCCGCUGUGCCGCCUGCCGUUCGACCCCAAGAAGGUGGACAAGGCUGCCCACGUGGAGAAGCAGCUCUCAUCCUACAAGGCGCCCUGCAGGGGCUGCAACAAGAAGGUGACGCUGGCCAAGAUGAGGGUGCACGUUUCCUCCUGCAUGAAGGUCCAGGAGCAAAUGGCCACCUGCCCCAAAUUCGUCCCCGUGGUGCCCACAUCCCAGCCCAUCCCCAGCGCCGUCCCCAACAGGUCCACCUUCACUUGCCCCUACUGUGGCGCCCGAAACCUGGACCAGCAGGAGCUGCUGAAGCACUGUGUGGACAACCAUCGCAGCGACCCCAACCGCGUGGUGUGCCCCAUCUGCUCGGCCAUGCCCUGGGGGGACCCCAGCUACAAGAGCGCCAACUUCCUGCAGCACCUGCUACACCGGCACAAGUUCUCCUACGACACCUUUGUGGACUACAGCAUCGAUGAGGAAGCGGCCUUCCAGGCGGCCCUGGCCCUGUCUCUCUCCGAGAACUGAAGGCACAGCCCAGCCCCGGGACCUGAGCCCUCCCGCCUCGGGGGACGGGGCCGUGCGGGCUCCCUGAGGCCCAGCGCCUGCGUGGGAGUGGGAGUGCGCCUCGGGGACCAGGCGGGGCCUCCGUUGUCGCAGGAGGGGUGGCCCCGAGCCCACCGGGCCGCGUCCUCACGGGGCGGCCACCAGUGCGCCUGGCCGGGCAUUGCUGGUUUCUUCGGUGCUUCGAGCUGAGCAGGUGGCCCUGGUAGGGCCGGCUCGUUGGGCCUGGGAGCAGUCGACUGUCUGUCUGUCUGUCUCAAAGCCAUGAUGUCCUCCCCGUACGCACGGAGACCCGUCCUGCCCACGCUGCGUCCCGCAGGCCUGGCCGCUGCACGGGAAGCGCUGGAGGGGAGCCCUGGCCGGCAUCUGGCAGCGCUUUCCCUUCGCGCACGGUACUGGCUUUUGUGAUACCUGGAGAUUCUGGCCUUUUUCUACGUCACCCAGUGUGAGAACCUUUUCACAUUUUAUAGAACAGCUACUCUACAAACCACAAUCCCGCGUUUGACCAGGGGCAAUAGUAUUUUUAUGGAACAUUUACAGAAUUAUAUUUUUUAAAAAAAAGCAAUCAAAAAUAAACAGUGGUGGGGUCAGUGCAGGGGAGGGAAAGAGGCGGGCAGACCUCGGAGCCCUAGCGCGGCCGCGGGGCUUUGCUGGGGUGCGUGCAGGACCGCGGUGGCCAGGGUCCCUUUCGUAGUCGCCAGGAAGAAGCCCCCAGUGCCCCCCUGGCUGCUCACAGUGCAAGCCUCCUCCUCCCAGGGUCCUGGCCUCGGCCCCGCUGUCACCUUCCCAAGCGGACCACGGACCGUGUAGGCCACCCCGGGGGACGACAGGCGGGGCUGGAAGACGCCAUCUCACUCUUUUCGGUUCACGGCAUAAAUUAUUGCUCUUUUAAAAAAAAAACGUAAAUAAAACGUUUCAAAGCA
Molecule: messenger RNA, 1928 nt
Organism: Panthera uncia (snow leopard)
Lineage: Eukaryota; Metazoa; Chordata; Mammalia; Carnivora; Felidae
Gene: RNF166
Product: ring finger protein 166
Exons: 7
Coding region: 130-969 (279 amino acids)
Biological process (GO): protein polyubiquitination; ubiquitin-dependent protein catabolic process
Molecular function (GO): ubiquitin protein ligase activity
Source: RefSeq, a predicted model, not a curated record